CCGUUGCCGGGCUACCAGACCGCCGGACGGGCGGUCCCUGGCGCGGUCCGCGUGCGUGCGGGGAGCGGACCCCGGUCCAGCUCCGAACCUCGUACCCACUGCGGGCCGGUCCCAGCGCGCUCCGGCGCCUCCACGCCCGCCCAGCCGGGGCCCGAGGGCACGCUGCGGAGCGCGGCGGGCGGCGUCUCAGGUGACCGGGAAGAACUCUUCAACAAUAAGUACAUUUAAUAAGAACCAUGGCUUUAAAAGUGCUACUAGAACAAGAGAAAACAGUUUUCACCAUUGUAGCUUUACUAGCCUAUUUGGUAUGUAAAGUGAUUUGUGAAACAGGGGAUUGUAGACAACAAGAAUUCAAGGAUCGGUUUGGAAAUUGUGUUCUCUGCAAGCAGUGUGGACCAGGCAUGGAGCUGUCUAAGGAAUGUGGCUUUGGCUACGGGGAGGAUGCUCAGUGUGUGACUUGCCGGCUGCACAGGUUCAAGGAGGACUGGGGCUUUCAGAAAUGCAAGCCAUGCCUGGACUGUGCGGUGGUGAACCGCUUCCAGAAGGCAAACUGUUCUGUCACCAGUGAUGCUGUCUGCGGGGACUGCUUGCCGGGGUUUUAUAGGAAGACAAAACUUGUUGGUUUUCAAGACAUGGAGUGUGUACCUUGUGGGGACCCUCCUCCUCCUUAUGAACCACACUGUACCAGCAAGGUCAACCUCGUGAAGAUCCCGUCCACAGCCUCCAGCCCGAGAGACACAGCCCUGGCGGCUGUUAUCUGCAGUGCCUUGGCUACUGUCCUGCUGGCUCUGCUCAUUCUCUGCAUCAUCUAUUGUAAGAGACAAUUUAUGGAGAAAAAACCCAGCUGGUCUCUGAGAGCACAGGACAUUCAGUACAAUGGUUCUGAAUUGUCCUGUUUUGACAGACCUCAGCUCAAUAACUCUGCUCCCAGAGCCUGCUGUCAGUGCCACCGGGACUUAGCCCAGACCUGCGGGCCUGUUCACUUGAUCCCAUCCUUGUGCUGUGAUGACUCCUGCAGCAUCGACCAGGUGACUCUUGGUUGCAGGGUGCAUUCCCAGGCCACACUUCAGGAGAGAAAUGCAGGUCCUGUGGGAGAGACCAUGCCAUCUUUCUUCGGGUCCCUUUCUCAGUCCAUCUGUGGCGAGUUUUCGGAUGCCUGGCCUCUGAUGCAAAAUCCCAUUUAUGAUUGCCUGUUGUGCCUACUAGAACCCAGUGCCUGGAAGGGUAUUAGACAACUCUGUGCCUCGGAGCUGAAUAACCUCCUGCUCAGGAACAAGGAAUGGAUACCACUGCCUCUGGUUUUUCUGUGUUCAAAACAUCUCAAGUCACUGUAAUCUGAAAAUGAAGAUGAACCCUCUUUUGGAAUUCCUGAUACAACCUACUCAGAGGAAAACCAAAUUCCAUCCUAAGUACAGCCAAAGCAACCAGAGACGGCUCUCAAAAGGCUGGAGUGAUCUUCCAGAGAUUAGGAGCUGGAUGGCAUUUGUAAAGCUCUGAGGUCAGUGGCCUAGGUUAUCUUGAGAAAGCCUAACUGGCAAGCCCACUUUCUCUGAUUGUGGAUUUUGGGAAGAGAUUGGGCUCAGUCUACUUCCCAUGCUUUAGAAACAAAGAGGCCCUGAUGACUAAUGUGGGGAGAGCAAUGGUGAUAGAAGGAAGGUGUGGAAAUCUGGGGAACUUCUAACGACUGGGGCUUCAAUGGAACACUAGAAUGUUAUCUCUCUAUCAGACCUUGCAAUACCUCCGCUGAUUCUUUCUCAAACAUAAAAAGGUUGGAAAAGUAGCACAUUAGGGAAAAUACAGGAUUUUGAAAACUCCACCCAAUUCUAUGAGCCUCGGUCCAAGUGGGGAUGAAGUGAGGCACUCUAUCUUGCCAGCUUAGAUCUAUAGAAUAAAUCAGAGAGCUGGAAAGGACCUUAUAUAUAAUGAAGUCUGGAAUAUAAAUAGAUCAGUGUGGGGAAAAGUGAGACCUCGAGAAGGAAAACAACUGACUUAUGAUUUUUCUGUCAUCACGUUAUAACCAUAAACCACCAACAUAUUCAUUGGCCUCUUAUUCUGUUUCAAAUACCUCAUCUACCACUUCUACUUCGUACUGUAGGUAGCAGGCAGCUGAGGGUAGCCAGGAAGUGUCAGUAGUGCAGAAAUUCAGUUCAAAUUGUCCCAUAGUUGAGAUCUGUCCUCAGAUGAUUCUGAAGCUGUCUAUUUAAGGUAGGAGAUGAGCUUCUGAGUUGGGGGCACACGUACACCAUUUUCAAAGUCUGAGAUAAGAUGUGUGGAGAUCAAAUAAGUUUCCAGGAUCAAGCAUGUCUGUUGUAAACCUGCUCAUUUGCAAUUUAUGGCAUGCUCCUAAUCCAAAAUAACUCUAAAGAUGCUGAGAUAAGUGGUUAUCGUUGACUAGAAGGAAAUAAGAUUGUUGAGAAUGAUGUCCAAAAGGCUGGAAUUAAAGCCAGAAGAUGUUGAUAGAGUCUAAAUGCAUUAAGGAUCUCAUUUUACAUGAGUUGGACUUGAGCCCUUCUGUACCAUAGAACAAUCCUUGUUUUAUUUUUAAAGAUCAGGAAGACAAUCUCCCUCCCCCUCCUGUGCCCAGGAAAUCUUUCUUUGUCCCACAUUCCAAGCCUCAGGAUUAACUAUGGAGAAGUUUUAUCUUAAAUCUAAAUGAAUUCCUUUUUCUAGCACUAACCCUUUUACAUCAUGUGAAAUAAAUGUCAAAUAGAGCUCAUUUCUGUCCUUGAUACAAUAAUCCUCACCCACAAAAAGAGCACAGCUAGGUCAUUGUGUCUAUUUCCCAGUUAGUUAGUUGUGUUUUCAUCAGAGGUCAUAUAUCUGAGUCUUUCCAGCAGCUUCUAUUCCGGGCCCUGGUUGGCAGGAGUAACUGAAUCAGCAGCACUCUGUGAAGCAAGAGGAGGUGCGUGCCAUCCCUGCACCGUAAAGAUUUUCCUCUGUGACAAGCCUCCCUGAUGGGGUGGGCAGCUGUCCAUUAACUGAAACCAAAUAAGGCUCCCACUGAAGGAUGAGAAUAGGACACAAAUCAGAAGAGGCGAUAAUUAAGGGCAGUAAAUAAAGGGAGGUCCAAUGUGGAAAAAACGCAGGGAGGACAAGAAUCUCAAACAUGGUUAUUAAUGGCAAGGAGAUAAAGUCUUUGGAAAAUACAAACACCGAACAAGACCUCAGGAGAAUGAAAAAAAGCCAACAAAUUAUAUGUGAGCUUGCAAUGUGAUACAGCUGAAACAACCACACAGAACACAAGCAAUUCUGAAUUGCAUAGUUGAGGGAUCAAGUAUAGACCAAGGACCAGAGAGAUUUCUCUCUGAGCUCACAGAGACCACAUCCAGGGCCCUGGGACAGCAGAGAGACUCAGAUGAGAUGGAGGGAACUAAAAGGGAAGCAACCACCAAGGGAAAGGAGUGGGAGGCAUUGGUUUUAGAAGAGAAUAACCACCUAAGCUUGUGCAAGUGGUGACUAGAACAGUGAAAGCCAAGCACCAGGGCAAUGGGGAGGCCUGCUGAGGGAGGCCUGCAGCUGGACACGCUAAGUCAACUAAGUGGUGUGACCAUAGGGUGCUGGGAGACAUCAAGAGGCCGCAGAAUCAUUGGCUGGAAUGGCUCUUUGAAGCAUGGUGAAGACCAGGUAAGAUGGCAACCAUGAUGGAGUCUGCACAGCCGCUGAUGCAGGGGAUCCCCUGAGUCUUGGGUGUGCUCAAUGGGAAAGGGACUGCGGGAUUUCUUCCAGCCUUUCCGGAUACCCACUGUGGUGAUGCCAUCAAAGGCCAAAGCUCUCAAGGACUGGGCUGCCUAUUCCCACCUUUGCUCAAGACCCUGACUUUGGUGAGAGGCUGCACAAUAAAAAUUAUUCCAUC
Eptesicus fuscus (big brown bat) is the source of this 3853-nucleotide messenger RNA. RefSeq names its product TNF receptor superfamily member 19 (gene TNFRSF19). Gene Ontology annotation, molecular function: protein binding; signaling receptor activity. Gene Ontology annotation, cellular component: plasma membrane. The record is from RefSeq and is a predicted model, not a curated record. Bases 237 to 1334 code for a protein of 365 amino acids. Lineage: Eukaryota; Metazoa; Chordata; Mammalia; Chiroptera; Vespertilionidae. The transcript has 10 exons. Gene Ontology annotation, biological process: positive regulation of JNK cascade; positive regulation of canonical NF-kappaB signal transduction.